Messenger RNA from Triticum aestivum (bread wheat), 650 nucleotides. Its product is annotated as protein transport protein sec31. NCBI's taxonomy places the organism in Eukaryota, Viridiplantae, Streptophyta, Magnoliopsida, Poales, Poaceae. The record is from RefSeq and is a predicted model, not a curated record.
AUGGGGCCGUCAGGCGCAAUCCCCCCGAGCCCAUCCUCCCACGCGCCCACCUCCUCGCAGACGCAUCCCACCUCCUCGCAGACGCAUCCCACCUCCCGGCGUCUGCUAAAAAAAACGUCCCGGCGACCAGCCGUGCCGCCGCCUCCCACCUCCCCGGCGACCAGCCGGGCCGCCGCGUCCACCGCCUCGCACCAGUCGCCAUGGCUACCAACCACCGCGGAGGCGACCGCUCCCUCCCUGAUUUUAGGCGUCGCCGGCCCCCCUCCCCUUCCUUCCAAGCGCCGCCGACCGCUCCCCGCUGAUUCCACACAUCGCCACCCCAUCCCCUGCUUCCACGCGCUGCUAUCCAUCUGCUUCCACCGCGUCGGCGGCUCGCUCCCUGCUUCCACUUCCAUUCGCCGCCUCAGAACCCCGCACACUACCGCCCUCCCUUACCGCCUACAGCUCGCCGUGUGCAAGUUCGUCAGUCCAAGUUCUCCGGCGAGCUCGUCUCUGGUUUCGUUUUCCUUAACACUCGCAAUGGCAUGCUCCAAGCCCGCCGAGACUGAAUCAUUUGACACCAGUUCUCUGCACAGCGUGGCUCGACGUGCAGCCCGCCAGCUCCUUCGUGUACAUCCAGACAAGAUGCUGUGGUGUACAAUUUAAUGCAU